Molecule: messenger RNA, 4880 nt
Organism: Scophthalmus maximus (turbot)
Lineage: Eukaryota; Metazoa; Chordata; Actinopteri; Pleuronectiformes; Scophthalmidae
Gene: kcnh8
Product: potassium voltage-gated channel, subfamily H (eag-related), member 8
Exons: 16
Coding region: 297-3302 (1001 amino acids)
Biological process (GO): potassium ion transmembrane transport; regulation of membrane potential
Cellular component (GO): membrane
Molecular function (GO): voltage-gated potassium channel activity
Source: RefSeq, a predicted model, not a curated record
GCAAUUAAGCAAUGCUAACGUUAGCAGCUCUGGCGAUGAUCGAGCUACGGUUGUUGAUAUUGUCGAUGUUGUAGUUCAAAAAGGGGCAAACGGUCAACGUGAACAUUGCCUUUAUUAUGCUUGGGGCCACAAAGCUGAGUCCCGUCACCGUGACAGGAAGUGAAAUGACGAGUGGAUCGGCAGUGUUCUGUCGGGAGGAUGGAAUAACAGAACACCCGGAGUAUUUCCCACCAACUUUUCUGGCUUUUGUGCAUCAUCAUUUAUGAGACAGCAACUUCAUCCUGGCCAACGCUCAGAUGUCGAAGGGCUUUCCCAUCGUCUACUGCUCUGAUGGCUUCUGUGAGCUCACCGGGUUUUCCCGGGCGGAGGUCAUGCAGAAGAGCUGCGCCUGCAAAUUCCUCUACGGGCCGGAGACCAGCGAAGGCAUCAUCCUCGGCAUCGACGAAGCCUUGGAGGAGCGCAAGGAGUUUAAGGAUGAGAUCAUGUUCUACAAUAAGACGGCUGUGCUGUUCUGGUGCCUGCUGGACAUUGUGCCAAUUAAGAACGAGAAGGGAGACGUGGUGCUCUUUCUGGCUUCAUUUAAAGACAUCACGGACACUAAAGUUAAAACCAUCCACGAGGACAAGAAGGAAGAGCGACGGCGCGGCAGGGUGAAAACAGGCUCUCAGUUCAGCUCGGCUCGUCUCCGGAGCAGCACAGUGCUCUACCACAUCUCUGGUCACCUCCACAGCCGAGAGAAGAGCAAGAUUAAACUCAACAAGAAUGUGUUCGGCGAUCCGCCCGCGCUGCCAGAGUACAAAGUAGCAGAUGCCAAGAAGUCCAAAUUCAUCUUGCUGCACUACAGCACAUUCAAGGCCGGUUGGGAUUGGCUGAUCCUGCUGGCCACCUUCUAUGUCGCCGUGACGGUGCCGUACAACGUGUGUUUCAUCGGCGAUGACGACGAGAUGACCCGCAGCACGACAGUCAGUGACAUCGCUGUGGAGAUACUGUUCAUUAUAGACAUUGUUUUCAAUUUUCGCACCACUUAUGUCAGCAAAUCGGGCCAAGUGAUCUUUGACGCCCGACAGAUCUGCAUCCACUACCUGACCACAUGGUUCAUUAUCGACCUUGUGGCCGCCUUGCCCUUUGACCUGCUCUAUGCCUUCAAAGUCAGCGUGGUGUCGGUCGUCCACCUGUUGAAAACGGUGCGUCUGCUCCGUUUGCUGCGGCUGCUCCAGAAGAUGGACCGCUACUCGCAGCACAGCACGGUGGUCCUCACCCUGCUCAUGUCCAUGUUCGCCCUGCUGGCCCACUGGAUGGCCUGCAUCUGGUACAUCAUCGGCAAGAUGGAGAUGGAGGCCAACACCUACAACUGGGAUAUCGGGUGGCUCCAUGAGCUGGGGAAGCGCCUGGAGUCUCCGUACUACACCAUAGGAGGCGUUAAUGGGACCAGCAGCGGACCCUCCAUCCGGAGCGUCUACAUCGCUUCACUCUACUUCACCCUCAGCAGCCUGACCAGCGUGGGCUUCGGCAACGUGUCGGCCAACACCGAUGCCGAAAAGAUCUUCUCUGUCUGUGUGAUGCUCAUAGGAGCACUGAUGCAUGCCUUGGUCUUCGGUAAUGUGACGGCCAUUAUCCAGAGGAUGUACUCGCGCUGGUCCCAGUAUCACACCAGAACCAAAGACCUCAAGGACUUCAUACGCGUCCAUCAUCUGCCGCAGAGCCUCAAGCAGCGAAUGUUGGAGUAUUUUCAGACAACCUGGUCUGUCAACAACGGCAUCGACUGUAAUGAGCUGCUGAAGGACUUCCCAGACGAGCUGCGAUCCGACAUCACUAUGCACCUUAACAAGGAGAUCCUGGAGCUGUCGCUGUUCGCCUCCGCCAGCCGAGGCUGCCUGCGCUCCCUGUCCCUGCACAUCAAGACCUCCUUCUGCGCACCCGGAGAGUACCUCCUCCGCCAAGGCGACGCGCUCCAGGCCGUCUUCUUUGUCUGCUCGGGCUCCAUGGAGGUGCUGAAGGACGGCAUGGUGCUCGCCAUCCUGGGUAAAGGUGACCUGAUCGGGGCGAACGUGUCCUUGGACGACCGGGUGAUAAAAACCAAUGCGGACGUGAAAGCCCUGACCUACUGUGACCUGCAGUGUAUCAACCUGAAGGGGCUGUACGAGGUGUUGGACCUUUACCCCGAAUAUUCCCACCACUUCGUCCAGGACAUCCAGCAGGACCUCACAUACAACCUGAGGGAGGGACAUGAGACACACGUUAAGGCCAGGCUGUCCACAGCAGCUCUAGAUGCUCAGUCAGGGGUGAGAAGGAACGGGCAAGUGGUGCAGGGUUAUCCGUCCAUCAUCGAGGUGCAGGAGGAACAGGACGACUACGAGGAGGAGGAGGAGGAGGAAGAGGACAAGGCCACAUCUGUGUCUUUGUUAUCGGAGCGGAACCGAGCGGUGAACCUCAGGGACGCCAGUGCUAAGUCUCUGCUGAUUCGACACAGCCAGAAGACCACAGAGCAGAGCUCCAGGGGCUCUGGGAGGAAGAACCAGGAAAUUACUCUCACCACUUUAGACCCUUCCAACCUCAGCCCCAGGAUAGUGGACGGCACUGAAGACGGGGAGGGCACAGAGAGUUCCCUGGCCUUCUCCUUCACCACCCGAGGCUGUCCUGUCAGUGAACCAAACAGUGCCUCAGCGUCUGCCACAGAUAUUCUGCAGAUCAGCACUGCAGAAUUAGCAGCAAAAGCAGAAGAGACCAGGGGACAACUGCGACAUCUUGACCAGCAGGUGAGCACUCUGGGGAGGGAAGUGGCCGACCUUGGAAGAGUCAUGAAGAGAAUGGCUCAACUCAUGGAGACCCUCAUGUCAUCAGUGCCCCCCCCUUCAGUGGGCUGCCCUGCACACCACGGUUACCUGCCCCCUCCUCAGUCUUACCCUUCACCCUCCCAGACUGCUUCCAUCUGGACGGACACGCCUGUGUCGUUACCCUCCUCUCCUCUCACAAUCCCCCACCUACAUGGUGCGAUAUGCCACAUGGACUCCCUCGCACACAGACCCCAGGACCUCCAGCUGGGCUACCCCGCUAACCCCAGCUCAACUCCACCUUCUACCCCCAACUCGUCAGUCCUCCAAUUGCAGCCUCACAUGCCUUCCUCAUCCCUCGGCUCACCGGAGAUUUCCCACCACAUAGACGGAGCUUGUAGCUCCUUCAGGUCAAGGGUACACAGUCCACCUCCGCAGGACGGAGGAAACGAGGGCCCUCAUCGGCCCUCUGGGUGUUCUCCUCAAACUGGACUAGAGGGGGGCUAUCACAAGCCAACCAAGGGUUUGUAGCAGCCCCCCCUUUUGAACUCUGCAGGACUUUUUCCGGGACAUUUUUGAGGAUAAGUUCCUGAACUGAUCAACUGGAGUCCCCUCAUAUCACUGCAGGACAUUUGCAGGGAUGCAAAUAAGAUUCCUUUUGUUUCAAAGGCACGUGUUAUAAAAAUCCAGUUGCAUGAAAACAAGUACAGAAGGAUUAGGUUUGUUAGCUUUACCUUGUAGAGAUGUAGAGUUUUUAGACAGGAUAUAGAGGUUUGGUUCACCUCUAUGGGGACAGCUCACCUCCAACCUGAUACCCACCCACCAUGAGGCCCUUUGAGAGAGACACACGCCAUAAUUGAGGACAAGAGGGACACGAUGGAGAGAGUUCUUUUCUGUCGUCCUUUAUUGUUUUUUGUUUUGUUUGUUUCUUUUUGCUCCUGGCUAGAGAUGGUUUAAGGUCGGCCUGGGUUGGUCAGAGGAAGAGAAUUAGCAUCAUGGAUGAUGGUGUUGGGCUUCGGAAACACGAAGGGGAGGGGGGGCAGUUAACAUCCUUCCCCCAAGCCCCUAUCUCUACCAUCUCAUCUCCUUCUCAACCCGUCUUUCCUUUGCCCACUCGUGUCCGAUGCACCGAAUUGCCUGGACCAGUGCAUGACUGGUUUUGGGGCUGGUUGUACCGGCAGUGCAGGAUGGUGUGAGGAGAGCGAUGGGACGUAUGGUGCUCUUUACCGCUGGCCCUCAGGAAAGGGGGGGAAGUUGGUUAUUGAAGGGGUGGGGGUAGGGGGGUGUUAUGCCUUGGGCAGCAGAGCCCCUGCUGUCGUCUGUCACACUGAGCACAGGGACUCUUUCUCCAUCUCUGUCUCUCUUUUCCACUGUUUCCCCCCGUACACCUGCCACUCUCUCCCUCCUGCUCUCUGCAUGCCUUUUCCGAGCCUUUUGAGUAGUGCCUGUAGACACACAUUAACAUGCUGCAUGUCACCCUAUGGAAAUCCAGCUUGCCAUUUAUCUAAUCUAUUUAGAGGAAACACGGUUUACUGACGCAUAUUUAUUGGAUGUGGGCUCAGUUUGAAAAAAAGCUGGGGUAAUUUUAGGAACAAGGUAGUCGCCCCUGUUGAGAAGCGGCCUGGAGCAAACCACCAAUGCCAAACGGGUUCAUGAUCCACAAUGGAGGCCGUUUCCCUGAUCGUCACACAGGAUUACCAGCUCUUCUUGAGGUCCACUUUUCUCAGCUGUUAAGAGCAAAGGCAAUAUUCCCACAUAAAAGCACAAUAAGGAAAUGAAAAUGCUUUUAUAUUUCUAUGAAUGUAUCGAUACUAAAGAUGUAUUUUUUUACCUCGAAGAAUGCAAGAGUGUGCGGCGGCAGUAAGUGAUGCUACUGCACCCGAGGGUUAUGGCAGUGGUGUUUGCUGGUACCAGCCGAUGCAAAUCCUAAACUGGGACAGAGGUCAUAACUCUCGGCCCAGGCAGAUCUACUGUUCUCUUCUUGAAUUCAUGUAGGUUUGACUCUGCUUCUCUGCCAAUGGAAUGUACUGUAAUCAAACUUCUCUUUUCCCUUAACAUUUUGAUAUUUAUUAGAUACAAAAAAAGACCUGUUAUGCUAAUAAACAACAA